CAGAGAGAUGGAUGGAGGGGGAGGGGCAGCGUGGGGACGCGCCGUGCCAGGCUCUGCCCUCGAUUGCUAAGGCUUGGCUACCAAAAAAAAGGGGGGGGCGAUAUCGAAUUAAUGUUGCCAAUGGCUCAGCCCAGCAGCGCGCGGGACUGCUAACCUGAUCCGUCCCAGGGCGACGUCAUUUCCCCCCCCCAAAAAAAGAAGAAGGCUGCUUUUACUUUUCAUUUAUUUAUUUUCUGCCCAUUUCCAUCAGCCCCCCCAACAAAAAAUUGGAUCAAAGGGGAGGAGCAGAAGCAGGAGCGAAAGAGAGCUGCUCCCCCCUCACCUCCCAGCACCACCCCCCCUAAAAAGAGAAGGGGAGAUUCCGCAGAGAUCUGUGAGACUUCCUCGUGCAAAACGAUGUUCCAGACAUUAUGCAAUUACUUUUGGUGGGACCGGCUCUGGUUGCCGUCCAACAUCACCUGGGCAGACGUCGAAGUCAGCGAUGGCCGCGUGGCCCCAAAGUCCAGCGACUUGUAUAUCACCAUCCCUCUAGCGUUUGUCUUCCUCAUCAUCAGGCACCUCUUUGAAAUAUACGUGGCAACUCCGCUAGCAGGUCUUUUGAACGUCAAGGAGAAAGUGCGGUUAAAAGCGACUCCGAAUCCCGUCCUAGAGAAAUUUUAUACGACGUCCUGUAAACACCCCAAACAGGCAGACAUCGAGGGCCUCUCAAAGAAAAGCGGCUGCAGCCCCCGGCAGGUCGAGCGCUGGUUCCGCCGGCGGCGCAAUCAGGACCGGCCCAGCUUGCUCAAGAAAUUUCGGGAGGCCAGUUGGAGAUUCACCUUUUACCUUCUUGCUUUCAUUGCUGGCACGGCCGUCAUAGCUGACAAACCUUGGUUCUACAACCUCAGGCUAGUUUGGGAAGGAUACCCUACGCAGAACCUGCUGCCGUCCCAGUACUGGUAUUACAUGAUUGAGCUUUCGUUUUACUGGUCCCUGUUGUUCAGCAUCGCCUCGGACGUGAAGCGGAAGGACUUCAAGGAACAGGUCAUCCACCACGUAGCGACCAUCGUCCUGAUUAGCUUCUCCUGGUACACCAACUACAUCCGGGCCGGGACUCUCAUCAUGGCCUUGCACGACUCCUCGGACUACUUGCUGGAGUCAGCGAAAAUGUUCAACUACGCAGGCUGGAAGAACAUGUCCAACAACAUCUUCAUCGUCUUCGCCACCAUCUUCAUCGUCACGCGACUCAUCAUCCUCCCGUUCUGGAUUCUGCAUUGCACCAUGGUGUACCCCUUGGAAAUGUACCCAGCUUUCUUCGGCUACUAUUUCUUCAACCUCAUGAUGGUGAUUUUGCAGUCCCUGCACAUAUUUUGGGCGUACCUCAUUAUCCGGAUGGCCCAGAAAUUCAUAACUGGAAAGGUGGUGGAGGACGAGCGAAGCGAUCGUGACGAGACGGACAACACCGGGGAGGAGGAGUUGGAAGAGGAGAGUGCUGCCUCAGUUGCCCCCUCGGCAGCACCCACAAAGAACGGCCCCCUAUGCAACGGGCACCCGGUCUUGAACAAUAACCACCGGGUGAAAGCCGACUGAUCGCUCGAUGUCCAUUUUCGGUACCCAUGCCUCCUCCGCUUCCAGCUUGCAGGGGGGACCCCCGUCUGCCGCCAGAGCCCAGAUCUUUAUUUUCAUUUUUGAAGCCAAAAAACAACAACAACCCUUCCUCCAGGGAGCUGCAGCCGGAAGCACAGCCCCCUGCCUCCCCACCAGCUCCUCUCUCCAUCCUUGGCCCCUCCAAGUACCUGAAGAAGCCCUGGAUUCAUUUCAAGAGGGGACCCCGAGACACUCGCCACUUUUCCUUGGGGCAAAGUUGAGCGGCCCAUCUCUCCAGGCAGGAGCUGAGAACUGUGCUCAUUUUUCUCUCCCAUCAUCCUUUAGGGGAAGAACGGCAGAGUGGGGGAGCGUGGUUGCCCUUGACUCUUUGAGCCCCUGCCCGAAAUCCAUCUUGGAAAGCAGCCCUGAGACCCCUCACAUGUUGCCAACCCCACCCCACCCCACCCCACCAAUUAGGCACCCAAGAAGGCGGGCAAGCAAAGAGCAACUUAUUCUCCCAACCAUCUUUCCACCCCAGAAACGUUUUUUUCUUCCAAGCACAUUCGAAAGGAACCAACACUUGCGGGGAAAGUACUCCACUUGUCAAGUUUCUAGUCCUCAUCGAGGCCUCUUCCCCUUUCCCCAUGCCAAAGGCCCUCCUACCUGCAAACAUGUCAGGAAAGCUGGGCUCUGCUCUCAAGCCUCCUUUCCCCGACCCCCCAGAUCUGCUAUAUCUUACACCAUGGGCCCAAAUGUUUUCUUUCCACAAGUAAUCCUUUUUGUGUGUGUGUGUGUGAAAUAUUUUGGGUACAAGCAGGUGGGGUAUAGCAGAGGGUAAGAUUGCGGGUUCCGCUCCAGUCCCCCUUCGCCGCUUACGAGGACAAUCCCUGCGCCUUCGCUCUGCCAGAGUUGGGAAACGGAGUCAAGCAGGCGCCGUCAGUGCGGUGCUAUGGUUCCCAUCUCCUUUGAGCACAUCUACCCACUGUGUCUUGAUACCUUCUUAAAAACCAGGCCAGGAGUCCACCACCGGUCCUGCCUUAACUCCAAAGCCUUUCGAUAUCCAUUUUUGGUUAUCGUAGAAGCCAUAUUACUCCUUUGCAAAGACUGGCUCUGUUUUCUUAGCUGCAAUGAAACAAACGGUGAGAGGGAGAUCGAUAUAUGCAUCUUCUAAUCCUCAAGGUAUGCCCAGUGGGGCCCCCCUCACUUGUAAGGCCCUGGAGUUUUGACCACUGCCUUUACCACCCCCCAGCCCGAUAGGAAGAGGUUUUUUAAUGGCCAAAAAAAGAAGUAUUAAAGAAGUGAUUGGAUUAUGGUGACUCCACAGGGGAGGGAAUCACAGGUAGAGGGUUUUAUUUUUUGGAGAUAAUGUUCAGGUGAGAUCACGGAGGGAGCAGUUACUCACCUUUUCUCCUGGGUACUUUAGUUUGUUUGGGGGUGGGGGAGAUGUUUCGGCAAGCAAAUUCAGAUAGGUCAAGGAUGCCAGCAGGCUGAAAACUCAGUGAUGGUCUUUUUUAAAAAAAGCUUUCUCUAAACUGCACCACCUUCCUCCUGCAGAGAAUUUAAUUCAAGGCACACUACUUCACUUUAUUCCCCUGCAUUCCUUCUCUUAGGAAUGUAAUACUUUCCUUUUGCCCCCAAUUCCACGAUCCUUUUCUUAUCCUAUAAAAAAAAAACGCACCACCCACAGAGGUACACCCACUUUUCUGUAGUCUACUUGCCUUUCACACUCCCAGAGGGGGAGACGCUCAUUUUUGUUUUAAUUUAUUAGAUACGGUUUUUCAAGCACCAAAAUGAGAAAAAUCUUUUGGCUUCAGCUGGAAUAAAAACUCCAGAGAAAGUUUUGAAGAAUAGCUGCUCUACCUGUAGGAUCAAAUUGCAAUUAUUCUUUCCCUAGCCUAGCCUUAGGGCAUUUUUUGGGGGGGGGGGAGAUUUACAGAAAGGACCAUUAACCUAUCUUCAGACCAAAAUGUGCAGUUUUUUUAAAGAAAAAAAAGUUAAAAUAUAUUAAAACCUAAAUAAGACUAAUAAAUUUCUGUUAAAAAAAUAAUUCUGGUGAUUGGAUUGCCUUUGGGAAAGUUCACACAACAAAGGGUGCUUUUAAAUGGCACAACGGUGUUUGCAAACACUUCCAGCAUAAAUUAGUGGAGCAAUUCCUAGUGCCAAUCCUGCAGGGGGGGCAUGUGGCCAUUUGUUUUGGGAUUGCUUUGGAAAACAGUUGGGGUGAGACGGGAGAAGCGAAAGAUUUACUCCUGUUGACUAUGCCUAAUGAGAACGUACUUACCUUGGAAGAUACUCUGGAACAAAUCCAAAAAUCGCAGAAUGCACUUCUAAAAAGGCUGCUGUCCAUUAAAAUCUUUAUAACUAGCAUCGCCUCUACAGCACUGUUAGAAUUUAAUUAUCCAAGUAACUCCUCAAAACCUCUGACCAAUGAAGAAUGGUUAAAAUGCUUAUAUCUGUCGCCUCACGAACUGGGUACCCCCACCCCCACACCAAGUCUCCAAACCAAAAAGCAUCAAGUUGAAUUAGUGACCCCAAGCACGAGGAAUGGUUCAAUUUUUACAGAUAAACAUGGUCUACUGGAUUCUAUCCACACGAGAGAAUGACACACACUGAAGCAUAGUCAACAAAACAGUGGACUGAGUAAUCAUUCCACAAUUGCAGCGGAAACCAACUCGCCAAGAUCAGUUGAUACGCCAAAAACAGAUACAACGUAUAGCACACUUACAGUACCUCCCAGAAUGAUAUGCCCAUUCGUGGUCUCAUCAUACGACCAUGCGAUGGACAUGGUUGGAGAUACUCCAGCCACCACGACACCCACUAUUCCAAACCAUAACUUGACCCUUAUCUCCUGGAACAUUGCAGGAUGGGGAUCAAAGAGUAAAGACCCCCUCCUCAUGGACUUUCUAAUUACUUAUGACAUCAUUUUUAUCCAAGAAUCCUGGUCACUAGGAGAGUUACAACUUGAAAACUACCAAUCCUAUGUAACACAUGCGUCACCAAGCCAAAGAGGAGGAAGACCAAAAGGGGGUAGUGCCUCAUUAAUUUCAAUGCAUAUACAGGCAAAUAUUACACAGCUUCCGUACCACGCAGAUUGGGUGGUGGCGGUCUACUUGGACAUCCACAGCUUUAGGCUGAUGUGUAUAAAUCUUUAUCUACCUCCCAACCGAUUACAUGCACAAGUUGAACAACAAUGGAAAGAAGUAGAAGCCUAUAUUGAAUUGUGUCGAAACCUUUACCCGUCAGCAAUGAUAGUAAUAGCAGGGGACCUUAAUGCCAGGGUAGGUCAGUGUGAUGCAGACCUCUUUACGCACUUCCAUCUCUUUCCACUGGAUUCGGAAAUUAUCUCACCACUCCCUCUCAGGUCUUUGGAUAAGACCUCUAAUCUGGGAGGUUUACAUCUCAUACAAACGGCAAUUAGACAAAAUCUACAUAUUUUAAACGGCUCAGCACAAGGUGAUUACCCAGGACAAUUUACUUUCUGGUCAGGGCAAAAGCUCUCUGUUAUAGACUACUGUGUUAUCUCUCAAGAGCUGAUUACCCUGAUCAAUGAGUUUAGAGUAAUCCCAAGAUCGGAAAGUGAUCAUUUACCAAUAACCCUUCAUUGUACUCUACCCCCAAGCCAUCCACCAUUACAACCCAGACACCGGGCGAGUUUAACGACCGAUG
This is a messenger RNA of Zootoca vivipara (common lizard), 5232 nucleotides long. It is a transcript of the gene CERS2, whose product is annotated as ceramide synthase 2. Gene Ontology annotation, cellular component: membrane. NCBI's taxonomy places the organism in Eukaryota, Metazoa, Chordata, Lepidosauria, Squamata, Lacertidae. The record is from RefSeq and is a predicted model, not a curated record. Gene Ontology annotation, molecular function: sphingosine N-acyltransferase activity; DNA binding. Gene Ontology annotation, biological process: ceramide biosynthetic process.